AUGACUCACACCAACUUCACCAUCUUCCACCCUGCAGUUUUUGUCCUUCUGGGCAUCCCUGGGUUGGAAGCUUAUCAUGUUUGGCUGUCAAUACCCUUCUGCCUCAUGUAUAUCACUGCAGUUCUGGGCAACAGUAUCCUGAUAAUGGUCAUCAUCACAGAACAUAACCUUCAUGAGCCCAUGUACUUCUUCCUCUCCAUGCUGGCCAUCACGGACAUCCUGCUGUCCACCACUACUGUCCCCAAGGCCCUAGCCAUCUUUUGGCUCCAUGCUCAUGACAUUGCCUUUGAUGCCUGUGUCACCCAAAUGUUCUUCAUCCAUGCAUUCUCUGCCAUGGAAUCAGGAGUGCUGGUGGCCAUGGCCCUGGACCGCUUUGUGGCCAUCUGUAACCCACUACGUUAUGCAACCAUUCUCACCCCGGUAGUUGUUGUCCAGAUUGGAGGCCUGGUGGUGCUUCGAGGGCGCAUCGGGGUGGCGGUGCUGGUGCGGGGGAUACUCCUCCUCCUCCCCUUCCCCAUCUUGUUGAGGAGACUUGUCUUCUGCCAGGCCACCGUCAUAGGCCAUGCCUACUGUGAACACAUGGCCGUGGUAAAACUCGCCUGCUCAGAAAGCACGGUGAACCGAGCCUAUGGGCUGGCGGUGGCACUGCUUGUGGUUGGCCUAGAUGUCCUGGCCAUUGGUGUUUCCUAUGCCCUCAUCCUGCAGGCAGUGCUGAAGGUACCAGGGGGUGAAGCCCGACUUAAGGCCUUUAGCACAUGUGGAUCUCAUAUUUGUGUCAUCCUGGUCUUCUAUGUGCCUGGAAUGUUUUCUUUCCUCACUCACCGCUUUGGCCAGCAGGUGCCCCAUCAUGUUCAUGUUCUUCUGGCCACACUCUACCUCCUGGUGCCACCUGCACUCAAUCCUCUGGUCUAUGGGGUGAAGACUCAGCAGAUUCGCCAGCGAGUACUCAGGAUGACAACCCUGCGGAAUUCCAGCUGGAGGCUGAUCCAGCCAUCCUUCUUCCUGAUCGGCAUCCCAGGUUUAGAGGAAAGCCAGCACUGGAUAGCACUCCCGCUGUGUGUCCUUUACCUCCUUGCCCUCUUGGGCAACGUCACCAUCCUCCUCACCAUCUGGACUGACCCAUCCUUGCACCAGCCUAUGUACCUCUUUCUGGCCAUGCUCUCUGGCAUUGACCUGGUGCUGGCUUCCUCCACCGCACCCAAAACCCUUGCAGUGCUCCUGGUUCACGCCCAUGAGAUUGGGCACACCGUCUGUCUGAUCCAGAUGUUCUUCAUCCAUGCGUUCUCUUCCAUGGAGUCGGGUGUACUUGUGGCCAUGGCUCUGGAUCGCUAUGUAGCCAUCUGCCACCCUCUGCACCAUUCUACCAUCCUGCAUCCCGGGGUCAUAGGGCGCAUCGGGGUGGCGGUGCUGGUGCGGGGGAUACUCCUCCUCCUCCCCUUCCCCAUCUUGUUGAGGAGACUUGUCUUCUGCCAGGCCACUGUCAUAGGCCAUGCCUACUGUGAACACAUGGCCGUGGUAAAACUCGCCUGCUCAGAAAGCACGGUGAACCGAGCCUAUGGGCUGGCGGUGGCACUGCUUGUGGUUGGCCUAGAUGUCCUGGCCAUUGGUGUUUCCUAUGCCCUCAUCCUGCAAGCAGUGCUGAAGGUACCAGGGGGUGAGGCCCGACAUAAGGCCUUUAGCACAUGUGGAUCUCAUAUUUGUGUCAUCCUGGUCUUCUAUGUGCCUGGAAUAUUCUCCUUCCUCACUCACCGCUUUGGCCAGCAGGUGCCCCAUCAUGUCCAUGUUCUUCUGGCCAUACUCUACCUCCUGGUGCCACCUGCACUCAAUCCUCUGGUCUAUGGGGUGAAGACUCAGCAGAUUCGCCAGCGAGUACUCAGGGUGUUUGACAUAAAAGGACAGAUCUGA
This is a messenger RNA of Rangifer tarandus platyrhynchus (Svalbard reindeer), 1905 nucleotides long. Lineage: Eukaryota; Metazoa; Chordata; Mammalia; Artiodactyla; Cervidae. The record is from the annotation of a GenBank genome assembly.